Messenger RNA from Microthlaspi erraticum, 2196 nucleotides. The record is from the annotation of a GenBank genome assembly. NCBI's taxonomy places the organism in Eukaryota, Viridiplantae, Streptophyta, Magnoliopsida, Brassicales, Brassicaceae.
AUGAACAUGAUGAGCUCAUUCCAACAAGAACAAUCACUGGACACAGAAUGUGUGUCGACUACAGGAAAGCUGAACUCCUCCACACGCAAGGACCACUACCCCUUGCCAUUCAUAGAUCAGAUGCUUGAGCGCCUUGCCAAUCAUCAAUACUACUGUUUCUUGGAUGGAUACUCAGGAUUUUUCCAAAUUCCAAUCCACCCAGAUGAUCAGGAGAAGACUACAUUCACUUGUCCCUAUGGCACAUAUGCUUAUAGGAGAAUGCCUUUUGGAUUGUGCAAUGCUCCAGCUACAUUCCAAAGGUGUAUGAUGUCCAUAUUCACAGAUCUCAUAGAAGAGAUUAUGGAGGUUUUCAUGGAUGAUUUCUCAGUAUAUGGUUCUUCCUUUGAAUCAUGUUUGGGAAAUCUUGGAAGAGUGCUACAGAGAUGUGAAGACAAGCACCUAGUUCUAAAUUGGGAGAAGUGCCACUUUAUGGUUAGAGAUGGAAUAGUGCUUGGACAUAGAAUCUCAGAGAGAGGCAUAGAAGUUGACAAGGCCAAGAUUGAAGUAAUGACAAACCUUCAGCCGCCCAAGACAGUCAAAGAUAUCAGAAGCUUCCUAGGACAUGCUGGGUUCUACAGGAGGUUCAUUAAAGAUUUCUCACAGAUAGCAAGGCCGCUAACACGCCUAUUAUGCAAGGAUAUUAACUUUGAGUUCACAGAGGAGUGUCACAAGGCUUUCACUAAGAUCAAAGAUGCAUUGGUCAGUGCGCCAGUGGUUCAACCUCCAAACUGGGAACUACCUUUUGAGAUAAUGUGUGAUGCAAGUGAUUAUGCAGUAGGAGCAGUGCUUGGACAAAGAAAAGACAAGAAGCUACAUGUGAUCUACUAUGCCAGCAGAACACUUGAUGAGGCACAAUGCAAGCUACCUGAAGAAUCAGUUUAUGCAGCUGAAGCUAGCAAUAAGCAUGGACAACUAGGCCAUCACAGGCCAGGAACAAAGAUCUCAUCAUCAAACACACCAUGGUUUCGCCACAUAGCAAACUUCCUUGCAGCUGAAUACCCACCACCAAACUUCUUUGGCUACAGAAAGAAGAAAUUUCUGCGUGAUGUAAGAAGGUACUACUGGGAUGAACCUUACUUAUACAAGAAAUGUUCAGAUGGAAUGUUUAGAAGAUGCAUACCUGAGGAAGAGGUAGAAGGAAUAUUGUUUGCUUGUCAUAGUUCUAGCUAUGCAGGCCACUUUGCCACUUACAAGACAGUAUCCAAGGUCCUACAAGCUGGAUUUUGGUGGCCAACUAUGUUUAAGGAUGCUCAUGCAUUCAUAUCAAGAUGUGAUGCUUGCCAAAGAAUGGGAAAUAUAAGCAAGAGGAAUGAGAUGCCACAGAACUUUAUACUAGAAGUUGAAGUUUUUGAUGUUUGGGGCAUUGACUUUAUGGGACCCUUCCCAACCUCUUUUGGUGACCAAUACAUUCUAGUGGCAGUUGAUUAUGUCUCCAAAUGGGUGGAAGCCAUGCCAGCCCUACUAAUGACGCACAAAAUCUUUGCCAACCUUUUGAAGAAGCAUGGAGUCACUCACAAAGUUGCCUCUCCUUACCACCCUCAAACUAGUGGACAAGUUGAGAUCUCAAACAGAGAACUCAAGAGCAUACUUCAGAAGACAACAGGCAAGACAAGAAAGGAUUGGAGUGCCAAACUAGAUGAUGCUCUAUGGGCAUACCGCACUGCCUUCAAAACACCACUUGGUACCACCCCCUUUCAUCUUGUUUAUGGUAAAGCAUGUCAUUUACCUGUGGAGCUGGAGUACAAAGCAGCUUGGGCUAUUAAGGAGUUGAACUUCAACCUAAAGACAGCAGGAGAAAGAAGAUUGAUUCAGCUGAAUGAGCUUGAUGAGAUUAGGCAUCUGGCUUAUGAGAAUUCAAAGAUCUAUAAGGAGAGAACCAAAGCUUUCCAUGACCGCAAGAUCAUCCCAAAGAACUUUGCGCCAAACGACCAAGUUCUACUAUUCAACUCAAGGUUGAAACUCUUUCCAGGAAAGCUUCGCUCAAGAUGGUCAGGACCAUUCAGGAUUAAAGAAGUUCGCCCCUAUGGAGCAGUGGUACUAUGGGACCCAAUGGGAGGAGACUUUACAGUCAAUGGACAAAGGUUAAAACCUUACCUAGCCUCCACCACCAUACCACAGGAGACCACACUAGCUCUUGGCGAUCCACCAGAUCCUUAA